This is a messenger RNA of Hydractinia symbiolongicarpus, 2776 nucleotides long. RefSeq lists its product as uncharacterized. The transcript has 13 exons. The coding region runs from base 274 to 2187 and encodes 637 amino acids. The record is from RefSeq and is a predicted model, not a curated record. Lineage: Eukaryota; Metazoa; Cnidaria; Hydrozoa; Anthoathecata; Hydractiniidae.
AAGCCAAACCAUUAUUGGAGCCAAGGUUGUUGUUCUUUUUUAAAAAUUUAAAAGGUUUACUUUCUUUUCUUUUUUUAUGUCCUGUGACAAUCAUUCAUUACACACCUCGAACCUUAUCAACAUCGUACUUUGGAAUGUUAACAGUUUUUAAAACUUUAUGUUUUUGUGUAAUAUUAAUCACAGUAUUGACGAACCUACCUUUUAUGUUGAUUGGCUGGUAGUUUAGUUCAAGCGUUGAUUACAGUAUAGUUAAACAAAUAUUUUUAAAGAAAGAUGGCUUACACAGGCUUACGGCAACCUCUGCUGAGCAUUCAACAACCUCUUGGUGUUAGUUUAUCACAAGGGACACAACUGGAUUUGUGUAACUUGACAGAUCUUCAGACGGAAUAUUCUCAACAAGAUACAAAUUUCUACCCUUACAACAUUCAAAACACUCUGGCAGGAACUGAUCUGACUUUUCAAAUGUCUAACACAUCCUAUGAACAAAAUAAUUUUCCUCUUCAACUCGAUUACAAAAAGUUUCCAACAAAAUUGUUUAAAAUUCAGAAGCGUACACGAGGAAAGUCCGAACAAAGAGUAAGAAAUGGUGAAUUGGAAAUUAUAUUGGAUUUUCAAGAUAUUGUAACAUAUGGACUGAUAAAAAGUAUUCAAAUUUUUGUCAAGCGUACAAACGAAGUGGUUAACACACCACAGUACGUUGGACCUGUUGAAUUACAGCCAAAAUUCCAAGUUCUCGGUCAAACAAAGUAUCUUGUUAAAGUUGAUAUAGAUUCAGUUUAUGUGGUUGAUGGUAAAAAAGUCUAUCACCUCCAAAAAACUUUGACUGAAGAACUCAACACCUUCCAUUUGAUAAUUAAUAUCACACUGCAAGAUGGUCGUUACAAAUCUGUGAAGACUAGAGAGUUUUUAUUAGUUGGAAGAGAAAAUAUUCCUGGGGAGAAACGACCAAUGGAAGGAAGAGUUCGAAAAAGUUCAGAAAGUUCAGUGGAUUCCUCCGAACCUCUUUGUAAAGCAGCAAGUCUUUCAUCUGGCUAUGGUAGUCCACAGUUAGAUGAAGAUGUAUUCCGUGCCAGAAAGAUUGUGACAAAACACAUCGAGACAAAAUCGAUUGAAGUGGGUGACAUGUUGCUUAAUAGCAUAUUACAGUCACCCAAUGGUGACAUAGCAUAUCAUUACACGUUGGAUGACCCCACCCUUGUAUUUAAAGAAGGGCAAAUAGUGGGCAUAACAUUUGAUGAGGUCGCGAAGAAACAAAAUAUAGUAAUGUUAACGUCAGAGAAUGCGUCUGAAGUUGUGUUAAAAGGUGUAAUCACACGUUCUCAAUACCUUGAAGCCAUGGUACCUCGAAAUUUUGCUAUCACUGAGACCAUCUGCAUGAUGGGAAUAGUCCCUGUGCGUGUAAGAGGAUCAGUUGAUGCAAACGAACCACUAUACGCAUCUGUUGAUUGUCCAGGAGUUGCAGUAGCAGGAGGGUACUUGAAUUACAAAGAUAUAAAGGAUGCUUCACUUGUUGGAUAUGCGUUCCAGUCCAGACAUGCCGAAAAUGAAGACGCAAUUGGCAUGGUUCAAGCUGGAGUAUCUGUGCUGAGUAGCGCUAGUCAGUUGCUUUUGAAUAAAAGAUUGAAAGACAUGGAGCAUCACUGGGAAAGAAAGAUUGCCAAGUUGAAGAAGUCAAACAGAAGAUUCAGGAGAUGUUUCGUGUCGUGUGGUUUGUUAUCAGGAAUUUUGGCAAUAUUGACGGGCAUAUUUUUAUGGCAGCUGUUAGUACCAGGAACAGCCUAUAGAUAUUACGUGUGCCGAAAAGGAUCUCUUGCUGGCAGGAUAUCCAACUUCAAAUACAAUCCAGGGAAAUACGUAUUUAAUUAUCCAACUGUUAACGGAAUCGAGUUCACAUUCCGAAGUCUGAUGAAGAAAACCAAUCACAACUACAAACCCAUGAACGGCACAGGUAUCCGAUAUUAUUUAAAUAUCGAUCGAUGCGCAUACGGUGGCGAGAGAUCAACCAGGGAUGCUACCACUGGCCAGAAACGUGUCUAUGGACCUGACGUUUACGCAGUCGAUAAAAAAUGCCACCAUGUUUAUUAUUACAGUGAAGCGCCAUCAGAAUGGUACCGCUACGAUUCUGUCUCGUGGGAAAAGUACAAGAACAUACAUUGUGUUCCCGAGUCGAAAUUUAAACUUUUCUAAAUUGUGAUAUCUUCGAUUAUAUUUUGCAUAUUUAAUAUUUUGUACAGAAAAAUUAAUUUAUUUUGUUAUAUUCCCGAUGUGGAAAAAGGUGUUCUUUUAUUACAAUUUUUAAUGACAAAUCAGUCACCCAAAAUUAAUUUUUAUAUUUUAUAUAUAUAUAUAUAUAUAUAUAAUGUCACUGAAUCGCAUAAUUAGCUACCAUUUUAGUGUCACUGCAUAAUUAACUAUCAUUGUUGAAAUCGUUAACAUUGUGAAUAAGAUGGGAAUUUACCCAGUUUUUAUUUAUUUUCUCCACUUGCUUUCACAGCUCAAAGCAAACUGAUAUCAGAUCUCAAAUGUGGUGACCGCAAAGCCAGUUAAGCAAAUAUUUCUUUACGCAAGUAUGUCGUAACAUAUCUUCCUCUUUUCUUGUUUAUUUUAUAAAUAUCAAUAUACUUGGUGUUUUAAUUUCGACAUGUAAGGGCGUCUUCUUAGGGGGUUUACCUUAUCCGGGUGGUCGGGUGUGAAAAUAUAUUUUUGUAUAUAUAUAUAUUUCAAUUCAUUAUAAAAAAAUUUUAACACCGAUUCUUAUUAUUAUUUGUAUUAUUUA